AUGGGAGGAGCAACAACGGAAUUGAAAGUUCGCCGAGAUGAUCUUGGAGAAACGCAGACAAGAAAGAUCAUCGUGUCAACACAUAUCAGAUGGGAAGAAUUAGAAGAAAAGCUUCGUAGCCGAUUCGAUAUAGGUAAAACAGAUAAGAUGGUUUUGAGCUAUAUCGAUGAGGAGGAAGAAACAAUCACGGUCUCGUCGGAUGAGGAAGUUGCUGACGCAUUAAGAAAUAAAUCUCAAUUGUGCUUCAACUUGAUGACCAAGAAAACGAACAAAGGAUAUAAUUAUUCAGAG
Paraglomus occultum is the source of this 291-nucleotide messenger RNA. NCBI's taxonomy places the organism in Eukaryota, Fungi, Glomeromycota, Glomeromycetes, Paraglomerales, Paraglomeraceae. The record is from the annotation of a GenBank genome assembly.